UUUGCCUAUCAGUAAUCGAACUUUGAAAAUAAUCUUUGCAGCAACACUUUAGAUGGAAAUACCCGCGAGGAGAAAACACUUAGCAAAUUGGAACACGAUCGACCCCUUGGCUCUUGCAUAAAUUUGAAGAGCAAACAGUUGUUGGGGCUGAACUGUCUUCAGUUAGUUUCUACCAAUGGGAGAAACAGACGUAAAUAAUAAUGAAAAUAAUGGUAAUUCAGCCAACCGUGUGCAUUUCCAUUAUUACAGGGAGAGGUGCGUCUUAAUUUUGGUCAUUUCGGAUCCAAUCAAGCCGACCUGUUCUCUUUUUGCUUCUUCAGAAAAAGAAUAAUUAAAUUAUUUUUCAGCAUUUGUAUUCAAUUUGCAUUUCUAAUUUGACACACCAAGCUGAAUUUAUUAAUUAUGCUAAUUAUUGUCUAACUUUCGAUUUGACUGAAUGACGCCACCUUGUUUUGAACUGAUAUUUUGCUAACUUUUGAUCAGAUCAAGAUGGCAAUGGCGUCUUUUUUACCUCUUUGAUUUAUAGCGCAAUUUAACUGAGAAUUGAGCUGCGAGAAAAUUAUAAGUUCAAUUUUGUUUUUGAAAAAAUUUAUCCUUUAAUUUUUUUUACUUGUGGCGUCAACAGCAGUUUGAUUAAUUUAGCCUUUGAAAUUUGGAAAUUAAAUAAAUUAACAUUUCAGUGAUAUUAAUCCUUCUUUCAUAAUUUACAAAGUCACACUUCUGCAUAGCUGAAAAAAUGUUCUUCUAUUUUUCUUUGAAACUUUGUAUCAUUUUCAGUUUUCGGAACAUUUUUUUCUCCUGGAAGAAUUAAUUGAUUGAUUACAUCUUAUUCCUUGAUUACAUCUUCGUUGCUUAUAUUUUCUCUAUUAUUUUCAACAAUUGCUGUCUAGAGCUUUGUUUGCUGCUCCUGGGUUUACUAUUUCAGUAUUUUGUUUCCGCCGCUUUUCAGAAAUCAUCCGUUACGUUUUCAAUUGAUUGUUUCUUGUUGCGACUGAAAUGUUUCUUGGAAACAACAGAACUGACAGCGGGGGGGUCUUUUUGGAAGUGGGCGCAGAUGGAGGCGGGGAAGAAGGGGGAAGGAGUGACAAUGCUACUUGGAGUCACCCAGCGUGCGAAUACAUAUUUGCCCAGUUUUCAGAUGCUGCCCAAAACAACACCAUCACAUCUCCACUCUUAGUCGGAAGGUAUCUGGAGAAAGGACUGAUUGGGUGUGCAGACGUCGUGUCCAUAGUGGGCAAUGUGCUGGUCAUAGUGACCAUAUGCUUCAACAUGCGACUGAGGCGCACAGUGGCUAGUCUCCUUCUGCUUAGUCUCUCGUCGGCCAAUCUCCUCUUCUCUCUCGUUGUCGUCCCUGUGCACAUUCUCCAGCCACAGUUCAUGCAUUCCACUAACUUCGCAUGCAAAUUCUUCCGCGCCCUACAAACUACGAGUGUGGUGGCAUCUGCAUUGACGUUGGUGUCCAUAGCUGUCGAAAGAUACUUUGCCAUAUGUCGCCCUAUGGAAUCUUUGGGCAGACAGACUGUUCGUCAUGUAUACCCCCUCAUGGCGGGAAUUUGGACAGCAUCCAUCAUCACCAGCACCCCCCUUGCAAUCGCAGCUCACUCGGCCCAGAUAGACUGCGGAUCCAAAGUGGGACACCUCUGCUAUGAAACAUGGUGGAGUGACUGGUGGGACUUGGCCUACACUGUUACUCUAUUCCUGCUCAUAGUCAUCAUCCCAUCCUCAGCUAUGGCCACCAUGUACUAUUUCGUGGCCAGGGCCAUUUCGGGCGGACAGGCGCCACAGUUGAACCAACAACACUUCAACCCGAAUGUCCCAAAUAACAACGCCCCUGCAAACUCUAACGGAAGCUGCGUUGGACCUGCAGCCUACCCUCUACGGAUCAAUCGAAGAGCAACUCUGGAUCGCAACUGUCCAUCUAAGCGCAGAAAAGAAACCUCCACCAUCAGCGGAACAUCCGAUACCAGACUAACCAACGCCGCAGUCGAAGUCACUGGACACCCGAAAGACUCCUGCGACGUCUUGGUAGCCCGCAGAAAUUCUUCGUCUAACAUCCGGGCUGCAAGUCAAAUUCCGCGAGCCGUAGUUAAGUUCAAGAAGAUGCAAUCACAAGUCGUUCUUGACCAAUCGCAGAAGCAGAAAAAUUCGACCAAUCAAAGCGAUUGUACUAAGACCAAUCCGCUAGUUGUAGUGGAUCCACGGUCCAGCAAGGAUUCGAACCCACGCCCAAGUGGCGUGGAAGCGACUCAAAAUGAAGAGUCAGUGGUUCAGAUUUUGAUGAGAACUGAGCCGGACAUUUCGAGCUGGAGGUCGCGGCUUGUUUACAUGCUGAUUGUGAUCGUAGUCGGUCACGUGGUAUGUUGGGGUCCGGUACACCUAAUGCACGUGCUGAUUCGGGUCAGCAGUGAUGAGUUCCAGGUGCGUCCCAUCAUCCGGUACCUGAUGGCGGCGUCCUAUUUCCUGGAAAACAUAUCCGGAUGCAUCAAUCCAAUUACAUUCUGUUUUAUGAGCAAAGGAUUCAGAGCUACUCUCGUAUGUUUGGUGUGCAGACUCAAAAGCAAAUUUAUAUCCUCCUAAACAUUUACAAUUAUCUCGCAAUGCUUCAAAACAGGAAACAUUUUUGCGCCAAAUAUUUGAUGUAUAAUUUCGAAAAACGAAAGAUCUUUAAAAAACGAAAAACGAACGGUUGAAUGCGAAAUAAAGAUGAAAGCGCAAUGUUUUGUAUGACCCACUCUGUGUUUUUUUGUGCUAUAUGUAGAUUCUAUUCUUGAA
Symsagittifera roscoffensis is the source of this 2772-nucleotide messenger RNA. RefSeq names its product cholecystokinin receptor type A-like. NCBI's taxonomy places the organism in Eukaryota, Metazoa, Xenacoelomorpha, Acoela, Convolutidae. The transcript is spliced from 7 exons. Gene Ontology annotation, molecular function: peptide binding; G protein-coupled receptor activity. Bases 997 to 2577 code for a protein of 526 amino acids. Gene Ontology annotation, cellular component: plasma membrane. Gene Ontology annotation, biological process: cellular response to hormone stimulus; G protein-coupled receptor signaling pathway. The record is from RefSeq and is a predicted model, not a curated record.